AAAUGUACCCCUCUUUUGUAUGCUGCUGAAAGAGGUCACCUUGAGUGUGUUCGCGUACUGCUUGAAAACGGUGCCAAUAUUGAAUCUGGCAACAAAUUCUCAAAGACCGCUCUCCAUCUUGCCACAAUCAGUGGUCACUACAAGAUUGUCCAAUUUUUGCUCAAAGAAGGUGCCGAUGCAAAUGCCCAUGAUACCUCUCUUAAUAGACCUGUACACUACGCAGCCGCCUUUGGACACCUGAGUGUUCUC
This is a messenger RNA of Phycomyces blakesleeanus NRRL 1555(-), 249 nucleotides long. RefSeq lists its product as hypothetical. Lineage: Eukaryota; Fungi; Mucoromycota; Mucoromycetes; Mucorales; Phycomycetaceae. The transcript has a single exon. The annotation marks the transcript as partial. The record is from RefSeq and is a predicted model, not a curated record. Gene Ontology annotation, molecular function: protein binding.